CCCUGCCUGAUAUGCACACAGCUCUCAAUAAAUUAUCAAUAGUUUGUCUAGCAACUUAGCCACUAUCAACCAUGGCAGAAGCCAAAAGAAGCCAAAAACACAUAGCCGUGUUGACAUUUCCUUUUACAUCUCAUGUCGCCCCUCUUCUUUCCCUCACCCAGAGGCUUUCACAGGCUGCUCCAGAAUUGAUAUUCUCUUUCUUCAGCACGCCUCAGUCUAAUGCCUCGCAUUUUCCAAAAGAUGGAAAGUUUGAUAACAUAAAACCCUACGAUGUUGACACAGGAUUACCGGAAGGGUACGUGCACAAGGGCCAGGGCCCUCCGAGAGUGGCAGUGGAGUACUUUCUGAAGGCAACACCUGGGAAUUUUCAGAGGGCUAUUCAAACGGCGGUGGUGGAGACAGGGAUGGAGAUUUCCUGCUUGAUCUCGGAUGCGUUUCUUUGGUUCGCGGCGGAGAUGGCAAAAGAAAUGCAAGCUCCCUGGCUACCGUUCUGGACCGGCGGUCUUCGUCCGCUGCUUGUCCAUCUUGAAACAGAUAAUCUGAGGCAACAGUUGGGAAUCAACGGACCUGGAGACCAAACCCUUGAAUUUCUUCCAGGAUUUUCUACAAUACGUGCAGUGGAUCUUCCCGAUGGAGUCGUCUCCGGAUCAAUAGAUUCACCUUUCUCAGUUAUGCUGCUCAGAGUUGGAAAAAUGCUGCCGAAUGCAACCGCGGUUGCCAUAAACUCCUUUGAGGAACUAGACAUUACAGUUGUUGACACCAUCAAGUCAAGACUGAAAAUUUUUCUGAACGUUGGCCCCUUAAUCUUAACAUCUCCGCCGCCUCCCGAUUCUGAUAAAUACGGCUGUCUGGAAUGGUUAAACGGACGUGAAACAUCUUCAGUUGCCUACAUAAGUUUCGGUAGUGUGGUUACGCCUUCGCCUUCCGAGCUAGCAGCAUUAGCUGAAGCACUGGAGGAAAAUAGGAUUCAGUUUCUUUGGUCAUUUAGAGGCAAUCCGGAGGAACAUUUGCCCAAAGGCUUUUUAGAAAGGACUAGCGCUUAUGGAAAGAUAGUUCCCUGGGCUCCCCAGUUAAAAAUCCUGGAACAUUCUUCGGUUGGGGUGUUUGUGACGCAUGGCGGAGCGAAGUCUAUAACGGAGAGUAUCAUCGGUGGCGUGCCGAUGAUUUGCAGGGCUUUUUUCGCGGAUCAAGGGCUGAACCAGCGAACAAUGGAGACAGUAUGGGGGAUUGGGUUGGGUGUUGAGGGGGGAAAUUUCGCGAAAGAUAGAAUACUGGAAGCCUUGGAAGCAAUUUUGUAUUCUGAAAAAGGGAAGAUGAUGAGAGAAAAAGUUGCUGCCCUUAAAAGACUUGCUUUCCAGGCUGUUGAGCCUGGAGGUAGGUCCACUGCAAAUUUCAAUUCUCUAAUUGAAAUCAUCACCACAAUUUGAUUGCUGAGUAAUGCUAAACUUACAAAGAAAUUUUACAAAGGUUUUCAUACAAGGUGAUGUGGUAAAAAAUAAAUGAAAGAGAAUUUAAUGAGUUUGACUUUUUGUUUCACUCUUCCAUUCAUUUUUUUGCCACCCCACUUUGUAUGCAAACUUUGUAUGCAAAUCUUUGUAAGAUUUUUUUUCUAAAUAUAGUAUUAUUGAUUUGACUAC
Messenger RNA from Pistacia vera, 1637 nucleotides. RefSeq names its product anthocyanidin 3-O-glucosyltransferase 2-like. Bases 72 to 1427 code for a protein of 451 amino acids. The record is from RefSeq and is a predicted model, not a curated record. The transcript has 2 exons. NCBI's taxonomy places the organism in Eukaryota, Viridiplantae, Streptophyta, Magnoliopsida, Sapindales, Anacardiaceae. Gene Ontology annotation, molecular function: UDP-glycosyltransferase activity.